This is a messenger RNA of Octopus bimaculoides (California two-spot octopus), 1011 nucleotides long. RefSeq names its product coiled-coil domain-containing protein 137. Lineage: Eukaryota; Metazoa; Mollusca; Cephalopoda; Octopoda; Octopodidae. Gene Ontology annotation, cellular component: nucleus. The record is from RefSeq and is a predicted model, not a curated record.
ACCACGGUAUAAUUUGCUACUUAUUCACCGGUUAGCACAUGUUCACAUGUUAUAAUGGCAACUCAUAAUAAAAGUCAAUUUAAAUUGAAAAAAAGCAAGAAACAUAAUAAAAUUAAAGCAAUUGAUCCUUUCUAUACGGGUGACAGAAAAAAUAUUUGUGAAAGGAAAAACAUAAACUUGGCACCAGACAAUGAUGAUGAUCAUGUUCCUAGAAUAUGGAAAGAAAUGAUGCGACUUAAAGAGCAGUAUGAGGAAAAAAAAACUAAAAGUCCAAGAACUGUUGAUGCUAAAGUUGGAAAGGAUUGUAAGAAAGGUGUUGUAGGUAAUGUAAAACAGAAGAAAGUAAAACAACCGCAGCCAAACAAACAAAAGCAGUCACAGAUGAUUGCCGAUAGUGAAGCAGCACCGAUGUAUAUCCCACUGGUCAAGAAAGAGGAAGAGAGUGACUGGUCUUAUCUACACAGGACAAAGCAAGAAGUGAAGAAAGUCUUUGAGAAAAGUAGAUUGUCUGAUAAAUACAAGAUUCGAUAUGCAGAUGUCGAUUCUGGUAAAAACAACAAACGUGUAAUUAAAGCAAGCAAAAAGAAGAGACUGAAAGAACUAACAAAAUUGAAAAAAGAAAAGAAGGAAGAAUAUAAAAACAGAAACAACACCGGUUUUGAACAUUUUAAAGAUGAAGUGGUGUUUGGAGAAGUAGCUAUGGCACCUCCUGUAAUCAAAGCUAAACCUCGGAAAGCUGAUUCUGCCAAUGUUUCAAAGCCUGGAAGAAAGGAGCUUCUCUUGAAGAAGAUUUUAGAACAGAAUUCUGAACCAAAAGCAAAGAAGAAUCCUGAAACAAAAACAAAUAAGAACACUGAAACAAAACCAAAAAAUAAAAAGUCAACAAAAUUGAAAUAUUUAUCAUUAGCGAAACAAAGUAUGUUAUCAGAAGAGCGGGAACGAGUUGUAAAACUGUACAGAGAAAUGAAGAAGAAAAAUCGUGCUGCAAAUAAUAAAAAAUAAAAUAUUGUU